GACAGGAAAUGAAAAGGAGUUGGAAAUCGAUGUACGAAGCAUAAGCGAUCAAUUCAAAAGCGUGUGUGUUGAGGCUGGUCAAUCCUCACGAACGUUCAAGGAAUUUGGUGCGCCAUUCCACCCAUCUUUUACAAGCCCUCCUCGCAUUUGGAUAAUGCGGGGAUUCGUUGCCUUCCAACUCAUUUUUGCAACAGAGCCUAACAACGCCUUCAAGUGCACUGCCAAGAGGGGCCGAAAGAACGCACGUGGCGACGAGGCUGAUCACCGGCACCAACCUCCCAGGCUCAACGACCAGUAUCGACUUAUACCUACAAAACGAUUAAAUUGGACAUCUACUGGUCAAUAUAGGAAAUAUUUGUGCCCGACCAUGGUACUUCUCUCUACGCAAAAUACCAACUUGCUCAGGACGCUCAAUCAAGAUGAGCUGUCAGCUGAAAGGUUGGCCAUACUCAAAGAAAUUAACAUGAUCGAGCAGACCCAA
Messenger RNA from Acaulospora colombiana, 481 nucleotides. The record is from the annotation of a GenBank genome assembly. Lineage: Eukaryota; Fungi; Glomeromycota; Glomeromycetes; Diversisporales; Acaulosporaceae.